AGCAGUGAAACGGGGAGCAGAGUCAGUAUUUGAAGCAGAGACCACAGGAAAGAACCGAGGAACGUCUGUGAAUUUCCACAAAGGAUGGAACGCAUGUUGACUUUGUUUCUGCUUUGUCCGGCUUUGUUUUUUACUACUGUGACAUCUCAACGAGACAAUGUAUGUUUGAGGCCGAACUUGGCUGACACCAUUGAGAUGGCCGGGCUCCAGAGGUACUUCAACCCCGGGGUGGAGUUAGCCCUGUCCUGUAUAGACGGAUACACCCCUGUGUUGGGCCCUCGCAAGAUCGUCUGCACUGUCAGCGGAGAGUGGACAAAAACCAGAUUCUUGUGCACACCAAAGCGGUGUCCAUAUCCUGAUCCACUGCCUAAUGGAGAAUUGUACUAUGAGGAUACGAUCUAUCAGAGUACCAUCAACUAUACUUGUAAUGAAGGGUAUGUUUUGACUGGAUCCAGCACUUCUGUGUGCCAAGCCAAUGGAACCUGGAGCACACUUGUACCAGAGUGCACACCUGUGACCUGUGAUCUUGCUCCAAUCCCACAAUUUGGGAUGAUCAUUUAUGAUACGACAGUCAGAGGGAACAUCACAUACUACGGCACCACAGGGAUGUACAGAUGCCAUCCUCCAUAUGCACUUAUUGGAAAUCCCAGAGCAGAGUGCACAGCCAGCGGCACCUGGACCAAGACACCUGAAUGUAAAGUGGUGACCUGCCGUCCACCGCACAACAUUGCCAGAGGCUACAUGUCAACCACUGACCAGAGAGACUUUGACUUCAUGGAAACAGUCAAAUAUGGCUGCACUGGAGACUUUGUGCUGGAGGGAAGUCAGGAGAUUGUUUGUCAGCAGGAUGGGAAUUGGUCUGAAAAGCCAUCCUGCAAGGCUCCCUGCGAGGUUAGCAUAAACAGAGGGAGGAUAUUAUACAAAGGAAGAAGAAUCUGGAUUAAGGACUUCGAGCCAAACAAAGUCUUACACAAAGAAAUAGUCUCAGUCUACUGCAAGAACGCGGCCAGGAAAUGUGGUUAUGCUGUGCCAACCCAGUGCAUCGACGGAAGACUCCAAAUCCCUGAAUGUUUUAAAGAGCCCAGUUAUGCUGAUUAUAACUUCCAUUCGAGUUCACUUCCUUCUGAAAUCACUCAGUGCUGAACCAGUGGCAGAUUGAACCCUCUGAUGACUAUUAAAACCACUGCAACAUGGAAGAAGUGUUGGUGUGUUCUGGUGACUGAUAUUAAAGAAUAUGGUUUGACUCGA
Messenger RNA from Amphiprion ocellaris (clown anemonefish), 1248 nucleotides. RefSeq names its product beta-2-glycoprotein 1-like. Gene Ontology annotation, biological process: negative regulation of complement activation, classical pathway. Bases 85 to 1143 code for a protein of 352 amino acids. The transcript has 8 exons. Lineage: Eukaryota; Metazoa; Chordata; Actinopteri; Pomacentridae. The record is from RefSeq and is a predicted model, not a curated record.